Molecule: messenger RNA, 741 nt
Organism: Trichoderma virens Gv29-8
Lineage: Eukaryota; Fungi; Ascomycota; Sordariomycetes; Hypocreales; Hypocreaceae
Exons: 2
Coding region: 1-741 (246 amino acids)
Source: RefSeq, a predicted model, not a curated record
AUGGCAGCCUCAAACUCCGAACCCCAGAUUAUCUUAUACGACCUAGCUUGCACCAAGGGCGUCUGUUUUUCUCCCGUCGUCUGGCGUAUUAGACUACUGCUCAAUUAUAAGCAGAUUUCUUACAAGACAGUUUUCCUUGAGAUGCCAGAUAUCGGGCCUACGCUUAAGGAGCUCGGUGUAGCCCCCCAUGACCCUGCUUCUGGCAAUAGAGUCGACUACACAGUUCCCACCAUCCACCAUUUGGCGACCAACAGGUACAUCAUGGAAUCGAAGCCCAUUGCGGAAUUCAUAGAGUCGACGUACCCAGACCCGCCGGUUCAGCUCACGUCGGAGCUGGGCAGCGAGAUCGAGCUCAAGAUUCGCUCCUUGGUUGCGCCAACCUUCUACAGGUCGGCAAUGCCGCGCGAGAUCAACAUCUUGUCGCCGCGAGCGCAAGAGUAUUUCCGAAGCUCUCGCGAGGCUCGGUUCGGGAAAACGCUGGAAGAAUUGCUUGAGGGCGAAGAGGAGCGUUGGAAGGCUGUAGAUGCCGAUCGACAUGCUGUUGGAGAGCUGAUGCGGACAAACAAGGCUCUUGGACCAUUUAUUCUCGGUGCACAGCCGAGCUACAGCGAUUUCUUCAUUGCGGGAUCUCUACAAUCUGUCAAGGUGAUUGACGAGGGAGUGUUCCAAAGGAGUGUGCAGUGCCCUGGUUAUAAGGAUAUCUAUGAGGCGUGUCUGCCGUACAUGGAGAAAAAAGACUGA